AUGUGGGACGAAGAGUACGAGGGAGAGGACGAUGGCUACGACGGCUACGAUGAGAUGCAGAAGCUUCUCACCGGUUCCAGUCCGGCUGCAUCCUCCACAAGCCGUCCGCCCUUUGAGACGCAGGAGCAGCUUCUGCCAACCCCGGUGGUCCGAAGACCAGUGAAUGACCUGGCUGGUGCCAGCAUGGCAGCAGGGUCGGACACACCCGAGGCAACACGCGAGCCUCCGGAGAGCUAUGACAUAAGCGAUGAGGAGGAGGAAGACGGAGAGGAGGAGCUCGAACAUGAAUCGACUGAACCGAUCGCUGCUGAGCAGCCCAAGGGUAUGGUCAACAACAUGCUUCUGAAAGCCAAGCCGAAGACUUUGGCACGGCCACCGGCACAAGCUGCGCAAAAGGCGCGGCCUCAGGCUUCACAUCCCUGGAAGCAUCAAGAAGCGAGCCAGCAGGGCCGCGAGGCGAUGAAGCCUUUGAAAGGCGCGCCACCGCAAGGUGUCGCGAAG
This is a messenger RNA of Symbiodinium necroappetens, 501 nucleotides long. The record is from the annotation of a GenBank genome assembly. Lineage: Eukaryota; Dinophyceae; Suessiales; Symbiodiniaceae.